CGAUAUCAGCACUACCUAAGGAUCUGGCGGUAAAGAUGUGCAUGUAUUUUAAUACUACGUCUUAAUUUCUGAAAACUACACUGGUAAGUAAAAAUAAAUAAAUAAUUUCAGUUCAUGAUCGUGACAGUAUGCCUCGGUUAAGAUAGAGAAAGAUAAAGAAACGAAAAAUACAAAUAUCACCCAACACCAGUCCACUGAACGUUUGUCAAACUUGAGAGAUCCAAAAUGAAAUGUAAAAGUAAUGAGAAAGAGCGUAUAUGACGGAAAUGUGAAAAGUGAAGAUUGUCCUUAAAAAUUAUUUUAAAGCUCUACCAAAUUAAUUAAUAAAAAUGAAUGAGAAACACUAGAUGAACUCACUUAAUGUCAAAAGCUGAAUCCCCCACAACCACCUCCCAGAUCCAGCACCUUUCUAAUGGUCAAUUAUGUGAUGCAACACCUUAGCAACCAGAAUAAAUGACAAUCCUUGGGACUUUCCGGUGGACCGAUGCCUUUUAGGCUCCCUCGUUUGAUGGCAUUAACAGGCACUGCUUGCUUAUAAAUGCCAUAUUUUUAGAGGAUUUCACAGGAGGUGGGACUUCUCAGGGUAACCUAUUAAAGGCUCCAUAACAUCCUGAUCUCAACAUCAUCAGGACAGAUGCGGUAAAGAUGCUUUCUCUGAUCAAGCUCAGAUUAGUAUUCCUGUUGUGUGGUUUCUUCAUUUUUGGGGAUCCUGUGAAAACAGACGAAUGUGUGAAUGGAUCAACAGUCUCCACUCCCUUCUGCUGUGAAGGGACAACCUAUGACCCUCGAAACGACACUUGCUGCGGACAUGAUGGAAACAAAGCAGGUAUCCUGACUGAAGGACUGAGUGAAAGGAUGUCUCAAUGCUGUGGAGAGAAGGCAUACAACCCACUUAAUGAAAUAUGCUGUAACCAAACUGUGAAACCCAAACCUUCACAUAAUCCCAAAUGCUGUGGCACAGUGCCUUAUGAUGAAAGGAAUAACGUGUGCUGCAGUAACAAAUUGCUGAAGAAGCGUAGUCCUAAGCAUCAGUGUUGCUACGGGAAACUGUUUGACUCUACUAUUGAGAAUUGCUGCCAGAAUAAGUUUCCUCGGAUACAGAUGAAAAUCAAUCGUUCCUUAGGCUGUGAGAAGAACUUACCAUCUGAUCCCACAAUGUUUGGAAAUAAUACGAGUGAGUACUUGGGUGCUGACAACCAAAUCAAUGAGAUCAACAAAUCAGACAAGACAAAUGCUUCGUCUACCCUGGAGGUUUGUGGCACCGGGGAUGAAACGGAGUGGUACCAUAAGAAGGAAGGUUUUCAAUGCUGUGGUCACCACUAUAUCAACACCACCCUCUGGUAUUGCGAUAAAGAUAAACUGCAUGCCAAAUUUAACGUCUAAACAUCACUGAGAGAACAUUCAAGCAAAUAAUAGCAAGAUCUUUGCUUUUAAUCACCAUUUGUAAAAGCAGAGUCUUGUGUAUAUUCCUCUUUUAUUUAAUUUAAUCGGCUAUUCUGGAUGUCACGACUCUGAACAGCAGUGUCCUAAAAUUGAGUGAAGAGACAGACGGCUGCUGCCGUACUUCAACAUCCCAUCAUCAUGAGAACACCUAUUCCAUAUGUUUCAGAAACUAAGCUGUGUGAAAUAUGCAAUUGUUUAAUCAUGUUUUGACUGACUAGCCGCAAUUUCAGUUCUCAACUCCACUUUGUUCAUGUGUUCUCAAUAGGUUGCCAGUGGCUGGUCCUACAUGCUUAUUGUUACUGUAUUCCAUCUAAUUUUUGCAGUGCUAAAUCAGCGUGAUCAAUUUAGCUAAGAACCAGUCUGUCUUUCCAUGUUUAAAGAACCAGCUCUGCAUCACGGCUGUAAACUAUACUCUACAUUUUUGUCGGUAGCUUAUGUACCCAAAUGACUGUUUUUGUCUCCGAUCCAUGUCAACGGCUCAAUUAUGAUGGCAGUUCUAACAGUCAGUGGUUUGGAACACACUUUAUUCACAAUGCCAGCUGGAUCUUUACGCUCGUCUUUGAUUUGUCUCGUUGUGAACCGGGAGUGGGUUGAUGGUGCUGUUUUUGCAAGUCAGAAUACAGCGGGAUUUGUUAUGGGUUUUGGUGCUAACUGCUAUCUGGAAUACAACCACAUAACUAUAUUCAAAGACAAGAAUAUGUUUACAAAUAACUAUUUAUAGCACUAUUGGUGCUCUUGUUGAAGAGGCACACAGAAUGUUAGAAGUGCUCAUGGAAAACCGAAACGCCUCUGCGAUAAGCUCUGGCUUUCCCAGUCGCAUUAGCAACUUCAGGGGUGUUUUUGUUGCUUUUUUGGGCUGGGACUCGGGACUCUGACAUUUGUUGGGAAUUAAAUCAUCAAUGUUAAAUAGAUUCAUCUUUUAAAGAGAAUAUUUGAGCUCAGUUGUACAAAUGAAUCCCUUUGAACAACUUAAAUUAUUUGAUUUUUGACCUGACUUGUCAAUAUUUAAUGAGUUUUUGUCCAAUUUGAGGCACUUUAAAAUGUAAAAUAGCUCAAAAGCAACAUUUUCUGCCUAUAACGUCACUACCUUUUGAAAGGCAGUGACAUAUUUCUUUCUUUCCUCUAUGUCAGCUGUGAAUUGGUGCCACAAAGAGUCGACUCUUUGAGGAGUGUAAACAGACCUGGUCAUAAGCAAGCAUUAGCACAAGAAAUUUAUUCAUGGGUUAAAAAAACAACCUGUGUGCAAAUACAGUCUAUACUUACAAUCUUUAGGAUUUAAAUAGCUUUUCACUCCAGUAAUAACAUUUGUUGCUGCAUUUAUGCUAUACAUACAACUACCUAAUUACUAUACACAUUAUUCCAUGUAAGCUAGAAAGUUUCUCUAUCUUUCCUACAUCAAAAUUCUGAUGCAGUUUUUCUUAAGCUGAAAUUACUGCCACUAAAUAUGUAGAAAUGUUAUCUCAUCUGCAUGCCAUGUUUAUCUUAAAGGGGGGGGAAAGUAUUAUAUAAAAUAGACUUCUUUGAGCUUUACGUCAUGAACCGCGUGCCGUCCUCGACAACAAAGCUCAGUCUUUAGGCGUCUGAGCAUCCGCUCUACAGAGCAUCACACCCCCCCCUGCAGAAGCUCGUUUGAGCUCCUUCAGACUAGCCAGAAGUAAUUACUAGUGAAACUCUGCAUUUGAUUCUCCCAAAAGGCGAGAGUGUCAGAAAGAGCAAGAGUUCUUAGGCACAUUGCAUUUUGAAAUCAUAACAUAUUGUUACAAUGUUACUGUCUACAGUGGUAAAAGUGAAGCUCAAUCAGUGAAAAAAAGCUAUCCCAUCAUUCCACCAUAUGUUUUCUGCUCGUCUUGGGGGGAGAUCCAUUGUCCAAGCAGUAUCUAUAAAGGCUGCUGGAGUUUAUUUCCUGCAGAUUUUUGCCCAGGGAAACUAUUGUUUAUGUUUAUAACAGCUACACUGUUUAUUUAUAAGCUUAAUAGAUGUCAUAUAA
Gambusia affinis (western mosquitofish) is the source of this 3430-nucleotide messenger RNA. RefSeq names its product galaxin-like. The coding region runs from base 646 to 1383 and encodes 245 amino acids. The transcript has 10 exons. NCBI's taxonomy places the organism in Eukaryota, Metazoa, Chordata, Actinopteri, Cyprinodontiformes, Poeciliidae. The record is from RefSeq and is a predicted model, not a curated record.